AUGCAACCAAAGAACAGAGCAGCAGAAAAUCAAGGAAGGUUUACUUCACAUUUUGCAGGAGCUCUCAUCCCCAUUUUAGCGCCUGCGCCUCCAGAGCAAUUGCCCUUCAUGGGGGUCGCAAAAGGAGAUUGGCAGAUCGCUACCCUGGCUUUACUCUUGGGCGGUGCUGCCAUCAUUCUUAUUGCGUUCCUGGUGGGUUUGAUUUCUAUCUGCGUGGGAUCUCGAAGGCGCUUCUAUAGACCUGUUGCUGUCAUGCUUUUUGCAGCAGUUGUUUUACAGGUUUGCAGCCUGGUCCUUUACCCAAUCAAGUUCAUUGAAACUGUGAGCUUGAAAAUUUACCAUGAGUUCAAUUGGGGUUAUGGCCUGGCCUGGGGUGCAACUAUAUUUUCGUUUGGGGGUGCCAUCCUUUAUUGCCUGAACCCUAAGAACUACGAAGACUACUACUAGAACCGACAGUCUCAGAUUUUCAAAACAACCAACCAUCCACCAAAAGGAUGACGUCUGUAUCUUUUGUAACCCGCUAUUUUCUAAAACACUUGUGGAGCAUCAAGCAGUUUGCUCGGUUGAUUUAAUAUCUUCUGCCUUUUGGCUGUCUACACCGUAACCAGCUUUUACAUUCAUUUUAGGGACCUGCACAAAUUAAGAGAGCUGAUUAGACCUAGGCAAAUGCUGCAAACUUCCAAUAUGUUCAUGUAAUUUUUCUUGACAAGUGAAGGGUCUGUAUGACAGCAACCAUUGUGAAAAGCUAGUUGGAAUGAGAAAUGCCUCAAUCUCCUAUUGCCUGCAGGGGAGCAGCUGGCAUAAGCAACAUUUAGAAGUUCCUUUGCUCUGACAAGGAUUCCACUAUUAGAGUCCUUAUCACCUGCUUACCCUGCCCAAUCACUACAUUGGCCAUUGGUUAUUUGCUUGAGUGAGCUUUUGAAAAGUGAACUGCCCUUCAGCACCUACUGGGAGUUCUGAAUGUAAUUGGUUAAUGGUACAACUUCCACCUUUAAGAAUACUUUUUUUAAUGGGAGGCAGUGCUUUGGCAAUCAGCAGCUCCCUGGGAAGGGCGUCAAGACUUGGAGACACAUGCUUUUCAUUAUGUGGUUAGAAAUUGUGCCUCAGCCAUAUCUAGAAUGAGGAAAAUUGGGAGUCUUUACUUUCCCUGGGGCAACUAGAAAGAAAUAUGCAUGAGUUGCUUUUGUCCUAAGUACCCUUUAAGUCGUUUACGAAACAUUACAGCAAGUAAUUGUGUGUAUGUAACAAGCUUAAAUAUUUUUAUAAAGGUGAACCAUUAGUAUAAAUGGUAAUAAGUUGUUCCUUGGCCCUAUACAUGCAUUUGCCUAAUACACGUAAAAGUAGUACUUGCUCUAGUGAAGUGUGCUCAGACACUAACCUUGUACCUGUUAAGAGGCUUAGAUUGGUAUUCACACUUACUUACUGUACAGAAGUACAUAUACCGUAAAGCUUUUGCUCUAUGUUCUCUACUGUCACUGGAAAGUUUUAAUAGAAUUGUAUAAGAAGAAAAACGGAAAUGGUGUUAUUCUGAAAAUUCAUGAUUCUUCUGUAAACACUGUAGUUAAAAAGAGAGUAGCAAUUAGAAUGAUCGUUUUGUUAAAAAUUCAGAAAAAUAGAAGGCUGCUUUUCCCCCAAGUACUUUAAAUGUCUUUAUUUAAAAAAUAAAAGAAUAGUGAUAGAUUUAUAUAAAUGUCUAAAUGUCUCAGUAGAGGAGUAGAAUUCAUCUGGUUCUCACCUGGUCCUCUGAAGUUAACUAAUGGGCUAACUGAUUUGUGCACACAAUUAUGACGGAUUUAUGUUAAGGGAAUCAUUUGUUGGCUGUUCAAAUGGAAGGAAGCAUCAGUAAUAGGGAAUGAGUUUGCAACUAAUCUCACCCUGCAAACUUGUGUUAAUCCUGUUGAAUAUACAAAUUUGGAUAGUUUAAUUAUAAACAUAUUUUUAUAUCAAAUAUACAGUUCUAAUAGAAAAGUUAUAAAUAGUUAUUUUUGUUAACAAAGACACUGAAACAGUAUGUUCUGGUUUUGACCCUUUUGCAGAAGGAAGCAUUGGAAAAAUCACUUAAAAUGUACUUCUGUUCUAUUGUGUUGCAAAAUCUGUUAAGAUCAAUAGUAUUUAAUAAUUUUCUUUACCUCCCAAAGCAGAGUUCUGCUUUCAGUUUGUCUUAAGAACUGUUGCCAAAACAACAGGAAAAGAAACCUAUUUUAUUAUUCAACUGCUUAAAAAUAAACUUAUCUUGCAACUUUUCUAUAGAAUCACAAAGUAAAUAUGAAGAACCAGGCUUAAUCUUAUUUUAGCAAUGGCAGACAAAAGGAAUUAAAUGCAUCCUAGAGAGAAACCUUUAUAGAAGUAUAUGAUUGUCUAUAGAAUCAUGAGAAACUAUGGGUGGAAAAUUUCCAGAAAGGUAUUAGUACUAUAGAAUCUUUUGAAGCAAUUUUCUUGAAAAAUAGUAAAAUCUGGGCCAGAGAGUCUUGCAGUUAAUUGCGUAUUGUCAGGGCAGCAUGAGAAAUAUGAUAUUUGUUGGAUGGGGAUUUGGGCUCCUAAACCCUCUCUAUUGUGAGAGAGUCUCUUUAUUCCUGAAUAAUGGAAGAACAGUACUUUGGUGCUGACAUCAAUGAGGCACUUUUCUUAGUCCUAGUAGAGGAUGCAGUGUGCUGUUAGACCAAUAUCACAUCUCCACUCUUAGCAAGUUUUCAUUGUCAGUAUGACAGGCUGGAAAAUGACAGAAUAUGUUAUAGGCUUAAGGCACACAUAUUUGCAGUUCACUGAAAAGUAGAUUUCUUAUAUGACUUUUUCCCCCUUCCCAAUGAAAAGCCCUAUGCUACAUUUCUACUGUCACUAAUAUUUGAAAGUAUUCCAUUUCUAACAGGCUCGGUACAACAUGAAAGGUAUUGCUCAUCUGAAAUACUGUUUUGUCUAUCAGAAUAAACACAAGCGAAUUUUCACUUACCUUAUGUCUUUGCAGUGUUAGGUUUGUUUGAUGUUUUCUUACAAGAAAAACUGUUAACUACAAAACCAUUGUUUAUCUUAGAUAUAUACACGUACACACGUAGAGCAUAAAGUACUCAGCAGGGCUAGUUAUUUGGAUUUCUUGCACAACUAUUUAGCUUUUUGUAAGUUCAACGUGUAAAUUUUAAAAGACAAAUAUAGAGAGACCUAUGUGUUUGAAAUAUAAAUGAUAUCUAUGGAUUAGCAUGUACCUGUAUAUUAUUAAACAUGCAAUGAACUGACUGGUAAGUGACGUCUAAAUGUAUGCCUAGCAAUGUAAUUUAUUCAGACUGUAUUUUUGUACAGAGCAGCGCACACUAACCUAUGCCUCUGUGUCCUCUUUAAUGCCUAAAACUGUGCCUAGAAAUUUCAUCUGUCUUAACAAAUAAAAUUAUACUUCAUGCUGUUGAUGCUAUAGUUUCUCUACUGCUGUUCUAUAUUUAUUAUUUUUAAAUAUAUGACAUGUUUACUACUUAAAUAAGAAUCCAUAGUAUUCUGGUUAUUUUUUCUAACAGUUCUCUAGGGGAAACCUGUUUAUCACUCCAGUGGUUUUGAGUUUGCAGUUUCAUGAUGGGUUCCUCAUUUCAUGAUUUUUGUAGCUGACAUGAAGUUAUCUAUGUGGAAAAAUAAAAAUAAAAGUGGUUUCACUGA
Suricata suricatta (meerkat) is the source of this 3636-nucleotide messenger RNA. It is a transcript of the gene TMEM47, whose product is annotated as transmembrane protein 47. Gene Ontology annotation, cellular component: cell-cell junction. NCBI's taxonomy places the organism in Eukaryota, Metazoa, Chordata, Mammalia, Carnivora, Herpestidae. The record is from RefSeq and is a predicted model, not a curated record. Gene Ontology annotation, biological process: cell-cell adhesion. The transcript is spliced from 3 exons. Bases 1 to 447 code for a protein of 148 amino acids.